CGCUCGCGCGUCUGAGCUGGAAUGCAUUGACGUAAGAGCAGGCGCGCUGGUGCGCUCGAGCCCGAGGUGAGCGCUCGAGCACUGCAGAGACACUGACGAGCUCAACAACAUCUCAGCACAACAUCUCUCCUUCUCUCUCUCUCUCUCUCUCAUUUCACUCCUUUCACCUUCACCUUCUCCUACAGCCGAACCAACCGAGACUCAGCAGAUUCUGUGUGACAGGAAAAGGAGAAAGACGGUUGGUAAACAUUUUGUUGUCAGAACUGAAGAGAAGGAGGCGGAUGCUCGGUAAACAGAUAAACAGCCUUCGUGUCGCUCCGGUGAUGUCUCACUAGAGCUGCGUUCGUUUCGACCGUCCUGUAACUGCACAUCGCCCCGCACCUCUGAUUCAAUAUGGCCGCUAUAAAGAGCGGCUCAGAGGGCAAAAUUGCCGGCCUCUACGAGCUGGAUCGCACACUAGGGAAAGGCCACUUCGCCGUCGUGAAGCUCGCACGCCACGUUUUCACCAGGCAGCUGGUGGCUGUGAAAAUCAUCGAUAAGACCAAGCUGGAUGGCAUGGCCAUGGGCCACCUGCUGCAGGAAGUGCGCUGCAUGAAGCUGGUACAGCACCCCAACGUGGUGCGUCUCUACGAGGUGAUCGACACGCACACCAAACUCUACCUCAUCCUGGAGCUGGGUGAUGGCGGAGACCUGUACGACUACAUCCUGCGGCAUGAAGGUGGAGUCGCUGAGCGCACCGCCAAAGUACAUUUUGCUCAGAUCGUGCACGCCAUUGCAUACUGUCAUCGACUGCAUGUAGUGCACCGAGACCUGAAGCCCGAGAACGUUGUGUUCUUCCGCCAGCAAGGGACCGUCAAACUCACUGACUUCGGAUUCAGCAACCACUUCCAGCCCGGAACCAUGCUCGUCACCAGCUGUGGCUCACUGGCCUAUUCAGCUCCGGAGAUACUGCUGGGAGAGGAGUAUGAUGCCCCUGCUGUGGAUAUUUGGUCUCUGGGUGUGAUUCUCUACAUGCUGGUGUGUGGACGCCCGCCAUUCCAGGAGGCCAACGACAGCGAGACUUUGAUCAUGAUCAUGGACUGCCGAUAUACCGUCCCAGAUCACGUCUCUGCGGAGUGUAAAGAUCUGAUCUCGCGGAUGCUGCAGAGAGAGCCGUCUAAGCGAGCCCCUCUGCUGGAGAUCGAGUCUCACCCGUGGCUGCAGGGUGUCGAUGCCUCUCCGUCGCCUGUCUCUCCGCACUGCAGCCUCUCUCCUCAGGAGCACGAGCUCAUCCUGCAGGCCAUGAGCUCUGGGAACAUCGCUGACAAAGACACCAUACAGGAAGCCUUGGAUGCUGACCGGUAUAAUCACAUCACAGCCACGUAUUACCUGCUCGGAGAACGCAUCUUACGGGACAAACAGGAGUUGAGUGGCCUCAAUCCAGAACAAAGACACACACAGAAGUCAUUUUCUGAGCCUCUGGACCUGGUGGAAGCCCGGGGCCCUCAGGCUGAUGCUCUCAGAGACGCUUCUUUGGCUCCUGUCACCCAGUUGGGUUCUGUGUCUCCAGGUUUCUCCCGACGGGGAGUGUGCGAAUCUGGAGACCUGCUGGCUCCCAAACCCAGCCGUCAGGACACAUCCUUCAGUGAUUUUGGCAGUCCCAGCUCUUGCCUAGGUCUCAGUCUCCGCUCUGUACCUCCAGACCCCCCUCCAGUGGUCAAAAGUCUUAGGGCUUUGCACCAAAUUUGUGAGGAAGAAGAGGAGGAAGGAGAGGAAGAUCAACCUGCUGUACAGUGUAGCAAGGCCAGCUUAUUGCCAUCAACAGCAUCCCCUUUGGAUACUUCUCCCAGACGUUGUUUAAUAUCAAAAGCUCCAAGUGUCUCAGAAAAGCUGGGGGGGAGAGGAAAGGAAAAGAGCCAGGGACAUGGGCUUUGUGAAGUAUUAGCUGAGGAUGAGGAGCUUCAAGGAGAGGGAGGGACAGUCACAGAAGAGAGUCAAGGGGAUGACACCAGCAAAAAAACAACAAAAAUUGAGGAGACCGCAUCCCAGAUAGAGAAGCGCUCAUAUAUGUUUGAAGAUAAGCUACAAAUGGACCAAAAACUUCAGAAGCCUAGGGGACCUCCAGCAGCAGCAAAUGCUGAGAAGAACCCCACUGGGGAAACCAGGAAAGAAGGAAAAGCCCCUGACAGAUCUGUAGAUGAGAGACAGAAGGACCAUCAGCAGCUAGUUGGGCCUCCAGCAAAUGGCAGGACGGGGGAGAAGAACCGCACUGCGGUAGCAGGCACAGCUAAACAUAAAGAACAGAACCAGAGUCUUCAGAAGCUUGUUGAACCACCAUCAGCAGUGCACACUGAGACCCACAUUGAGGAACCAGGAAAAACUGUGAAAGGCUUGGACAGAGAAAAAAGUCAACGACACAAAGACCUUCAGAAGACAGACAUAUGUUUAUCAGUGGCCAGGACAGAGAAGACCCAAACUGAGGACCCAAGCAAAGCAAGAAAAGCUGCAGACAGGGCUGAAGAUGAAAGAAAUAAAGACCUUCAGAAGAAAGACAGACCUUUACCAGCAGCACAAACUGAAAACAAGAACCACAUUGAAGAACCCCGAAAAGCAGAAAGAGCCUUAGACAAAGCUGAAGAUAUGGGCCAUAAGAAUCAGAGCCUUCAGAAGCUAGACAGAUUUCCAGCACCUCCUAGGCUUGAUUCUGUGCAGUGUUGCUGGGGCCAGAGCGAACUCUCCAAUGAUACUCUUGAAGACAACAACAACACCCCGUCCAAGCCGAGGCUGCUUGACACCAAUGUCGUUUCAGCCCCCUGCGUCUCUCCGCGAUUCCUACCCAAGAAUCAUUGCGUGGACCUGAGACCAGACGGAGUGGAAACCCGCAAGGUGCCUGGAGAAGCUGAGAGGACGGAGGAGACAUACGGCAAACCUCAGCAGGGUCAACGGGGAUCCAGGGAUGCCGGCACAGACUCCAACAAGAACAAGAAUGUGAAUCUGCGAGAGCGCCUGCUGCAGUUCCCCCUCUGUGAGAAAGCUUUGUCAUUCAACAUCCAGCCCACAUCCAAAGAGAAACUGCUUCCCUUCGCUCAGUAUAACUGCUGCCAUGUGCUAUAGGGGAGACAUCUGAAAGCUGUUCAGAUCUCUCUGGCAUUUCACAAAGCUUGUCAACAGAGUUCCUGCUUUCCUCCCUUCUUUACCAGUAAUGGGUUUUUAAAAGACACAGCACAUGUCCUUGUCUCUUACUGUGAGGUGCUCUGGCCACACACACACACACACACACACACACCCACACACACACACACACACACACACACCUAUUCACUGUACAACCUUAGCUUCCCAUGCCCUUUACACAGCAUUCCCUGCUGCUUUCCUGUGUGGCGGCUAACGUCCUAGUGCUGCUGUGUAUAUAGACGUAAUCUAUAUCUACCUGCGAUUUGUGCGAACUCAGUGAGCUUUCAUUAGAACUAGCGUAUGUCUCGAGAUUGUAGGAGCCCUGUGAAUAAAACAGUCGCUUGUUGUUUUGCACUGUAGCAGCUUCUCCAGAGCAGAGCUUUACCUAAAGAGAUGUGAAGCAUUACGCGGCACACAUAGGGCGCACAGUUUGAGCAAAAGCUCCCAUAUGAAAAUUGAAUAUGAUCAAAUAUAUAAAUAGAAAAUAUUGCAAUCAUAUCUGAGUGAGAGCUUCUGGAACCACUGCUCCAGCAGCACAUAACAUACCAGAAACAAGAGUCCUCCCUGACCAUAGACUCAUAUUCAUUUUGUUCACAUUCAUUUUACACACAUCAGCUAACCUCAGUUACUUGUCUAACUUUUAAAACAAUUCCAUACUUGUAUGUGAAAUGUUUUACUACGACUGGAUGUUGAUUUGCAUUUCCUCCAUAGACAACAUUUUAUUUUACAGUAUACUGGAAUACGAGUCGUCAAGUGGCCUCACGUUGCUGUGUAUAGAAUGAUUUUGUCAUCUAGCUAGGACUCUAGAUGCUAUAACUGCAAUACAUUUUCCAAUAUAUGACAGUUUUUCUCAAUAUAUACAAUAUGGCUACACCAUUUUAAAAACCAUUUGUCCUGGGCAAGAGUUGAGGGCAACUUGCGUUGUGUUGCAUUGAAACAGCUUUAAAUCAUAAAGUAUUGAAUAGUUAGUUGCUUUUAAUGUGUCACUGGAUCAUUCAUCACAAUUUCAGAGGAUUACCACACAUGGAAACAUGCACACCAAAUGAAAAUAUUGCUAACUGGGAGCUACUGGCUUUUCCAUUUUAUUGACUGUUGAUUAAACAGUACUAAAAAUUGAACCAAUCCAGCAUUGAGCUGGAUUUUGUCAAAGCCUUGUAGCAUCACUAUCACCUUUACGAAUUACAGUAGGCCUCACUCACUGGCACAAAGACUGAUGUCGCUAUUCUACUGGCCCAAGUGUGUGAGGUUUCAGGAUGCAUGAAAGACAUGCAAAGCAUUUGACCAUAUAUACAAGCAUGCUACAUUAGCACCGAUCAAAGUAGUAUUAGCAUCACACUGGCGGGGCCGACCAGGGAAAGAUGCAGAACGUAUCUGUGAUACAAGAACUUGGACUGAGGUUAUUUGAAAGCCGACGAGAGAAGACUGGUCUUCCUGAAUCUCUUGUUUUUUUUUUUGUUUUUUGUUUUGUUUCAAAUGUGUACAUGGUUAUUCUGGAAAAUGUUAUCAUAUCAGAGUCUUACUAGGGGGAUGGUGGAAACAUGGUGACUUCAUAUCAUUCUUUUUUGUUGUUGUUUUACUUCACUUUUAUUUAAUUUUAUUUAAGAGGACCAUCAUAAGAGAGUGAGACUGGAUUUAACUUGUUUGCCUCGGGGUGCAUGUUGACUGUUGAGCAAGCAGUCUGUCAGUAUAAGCUCUUGGACACACCUGGACAUGUACAGUGUGUAUAUAUUCUUUUGAGCAUGUGUGCUAUUAUCUAUAUAUAUGCUAUUGACAUGAUAUUGUUAAUGAUAUUGACAUGAUAUUGUUUUCACCUAACAUACCAAAUACAAAACUAGCUCUAGGCAUCAAACCGUGACGAGAGGACAAGUAGCAUCCUGACAAAAUUGUGAGGUGGUAGACAAACAUUUAGAAACAAAAACUUUGUCACUAGGAACAGGCUAAGUAUAGAGCAGAUGUUCUAUUGCAGAAGUGUUUUGCUGUUUUAGUGCUAUUGCGUAAAGCUGAAUCAGCAAAGAUCUUACAUCAGUCACAUGUAGAAUUAUAAAUAGCUACAAAUAACACAUUCACACUGGUAAUGUAGUCAGAGUAGUCGCGGUUAUUGAUCUUCAGCUAUUCUCACUAAGGUCUUUGUGGAUGAUUCGGUUCUUCUGGAGUAUGGAGGACAAAAAUUUUUUUAUUCUAACAAAAGCAGUUUUCUGAGACAACCAUAUUUUUUGGACUAUAAGACACAUUUGUUGUCCUUGUACAACAAAAUAACACCCUUCUAUUAGUAACGUGGUUCUGCUCUCUGCUGGUUUUUGAUUUAUGUUUGUAACCAUUACAUUUCAGAUAACAGACGGCUUCUGUUUACACUUUAAGGUAAAUAUGCGUGUGAUUUAUAUGCCGAUAUUUGUAAAAAAAAAAAAAAAAUUUAAAAUGUAUAUAUGUAUGUGUGUGUG
Ictalurus furcatus (blue catfish) is the source of this 5591-nucleotide messenger RNA. It is a transcript of the gene snrkb, whose product is annotated as SNF related kinase b. Gene Ontology annotation, cellular component: cytoplasm. NCBI's taxonomy places the organism in Eukaryota, Metazoa, Chordata, Actinopteri, Siluriformes, Ictaluridae. The transcript is spliced from 6 exons. Gene Ontology annotation, molecular function: ATP binding; protein serine/threonine kinase activity; tau-protein kinase activity. The record is from RefSeq and is a predicted model, not a curated record. Gene Ontology annotation, biological process: microtubule cytoskeleton organization; protein phosphorylation; intracellular signal transduction. The coding region runs from base 394 to 3093 and encodes 899 amino acids.